Molecule: messenger RNA, 2121 nt
Organism: Hemisphaericaspora subhashii
Lineage: Eukaryota; Fungi; Ascomycota; Pichiomycetes; Serinales; Debaryomycetaceae
Exons: 1
Coding region: 1-2121 (706 amino acids)
Source: RefSeq, a predicted model, not a curated record
AUGNACACUCAAUCACAAUAUGAUAGUCAAGUAGAGAUCCAAAGAUUAAUCUCCCGAUUAGAAACAGAUGGAAUAUUUGAUAGUAGAAUCAUUGAAAAUCUUUCACAAAUUGCUAUGAAAGAAGGGUUUGAAGAAGAUAUAAUAUUAGAAUUGUUUAAAAUUAUAUUUGAUAAAUCACCAUCAACUUCCAUUUCACUUAGACGUAAGGAAUUCAUAAUAGACAAUGUAUUAGCAUUAAAAGAGCCAAUUUCUAUUACUUUAUUUUGGCAGAUCAUUAGUAAUAUUGGUACUAAUGAAAUCUAUUAUAAAGGUCAACUACGAUUUGAAACAAUGAAAGUCCCAACAUCACUUCAAAUUCAGAUAUUAAAUUGGUUAAUUGAUAAUUUUGAAUAUUUUAGAGUCGCAUUGAUUCAAUCAGGUAAUCUUGUACUUUCUUUACUUAUCAAAACAUUAUCUUAUGAGUUUCUGAGAGUUCAAAUCUCAAGAUUAAUAGUGUUGUUAUUACAAGAGAAUAUUGAACCGGUUAGGACAUAUUUCAAUCGAGAUACAUAUCACCAAAUAACACUAUUGAAGCACUGGCACAUUCAAUGGGUAGUUGAUCUUUAUGAGAAAUUCCCAUUGGAUUUAUAUUUACAAGAAUUAUUGGCAUUUUUUAGAGUAGUUGAUCCUACUAUUGACUAUAUUGCAUAUACCCAUGAUGGUUUCCAAACCCUUAAUCGAUUAAAGAGUAAUGAACGACAUCUAUUUGCCGAUUUCAUGGACCGUCAAGAAGCCGCAGAAGAAGAGGAAGAAGAUGACCGUGAAUUUAACACCGAUGUAAUGCUUGCCAAUAAAAGACGAAAGAAAAUGUUGAGAAGAAGCAGAGAUGAUGUAUAUGGAGCCAACAAAUCAUUGCUUCUAUUGGAUGAUAUAUAUAAUAUAAAUCCAUAUUCAUUAUUCCGAUUACCAAAACAACAAGUGAAUAAAGUGUUACCAUUGGUAUUUCAAUAUGGCAAUACUAAUUUAAUUACCAGAUUAGAUUCAUUUGUUAGAAUAAGUUUAUCUGAUCAAUUAUCGAGCAAAUCAGAAUAUGAAGAUUUCAUAAAACAAAUAUCAUAUAUUUUGCAUACUGGUGGAGGGACAAUUGAAUUCCCUCUGGUGACCGAUUUUGUAUUGCAAAGAAGUGUCACGAAACGAGAGUUCUUAGAAACGUUACCGUUUAGAUAUGGUUUGUUGAAGUAUUUAAAACAAAUUGACAUUUCUGAUCUAUCCAAUACCAUUGUUCAAGAUAUCACUAAAUUACUAGAUAUUAAACAUCAAGUAACAGAAGAGAUCUCCACGGAAUUUCUCAAAAGCUUGAUCGAUUAUUUUGAUUAUAAUCCACUAGAUGAACUGGAUUCAGGCGACGAUAUCAAUCUAAUAUUAUCAAUGAUAUAUAAAUACAUUCAAUCAUGCGAAGCCGCACACAAGAACCAAAUGAUCAGAUUAAUGACCGAAUUCAUCCAAUCAUUAGACAGCCCAGUCUUGAAAAAGCUCGACGAUCGUAAUAUCCUCAUACCGCAAUCAUUAGUAUAUUCACUGUUAUUGGAUGGAGAUCCAUUAUCAUUAUCGGACAUAUGUAAGCAUAUCCUGUUUUGUAAAUCCCAUAAAUUCAAACUACAACAAUUGAAAUCAAUCCAAAAUACAUUCACAAUGGAUACGGUUAAUUUCCUUUGGAGGGAGAAAUUCUUAACAUAUGAUGAAAUCCCAUCUUCUGCUAAUAAAGCAUUCUAUCUCCAUCCGGAAUUCAUCAACAAAGUGGGGUCACUACAUAUUUUUGAUCAUGAUUUCUUUACGACGGCGACAUUGGGUGGAUUGUUCACGAAUCCGGCAUUGGUGUACAUCGUGACUAAUAUAGUUUGGAAACUUGAAGAUAAUGCAGAUAUGAUAAAUACGAGACACGAAGGUCCAAUUACGAGACAGAGUAUUCGGAGAUUGAAAGAUAACGAAGGGGUGACAUGGUUGGAUUAUGAUUUUGAUGGGUUGAGAGUUAAGGUGUUACAAAAAUUGGAUGAGUUUGGGUUUGAUGGGAUUUGUGAAUUCUUGUUUAGUUCACUUAAAUCUCUUGAAGGUAAGAGAAUUAGGAGGAUUGGAGAAGAUUAG